Messenger RNA from Camelina sativa (false flax), 1095 nucleotides. NCBI's taxonomy places the organism in Eukaryota, Viridiplantae, Streptophyta, Magnoliopsida, Brassicales, Brassicaceae. The record is from RefSeq and is a predicted model, not a curated record.
GUCUCGUCUCCUUCUCUCUUGUCUUCUCCAGCUCAGAGUGCUUGUGGGGUUUUCCCUAUGGAGCUGCCUCUAUCUCUGUCUCGUCGUCUCCUAGGGUUUUGGAUUAACAAACCACAAUUCACGAGGCUUGAAUCAUUCUCCCCACUUGCUGGCGAAGAUCCCCAGAUUUUGCUCCUAUAUCCUGCUUCGGAAUUUAAAAGCAACGAUUUUUUUAAAAAACAAAAUCUUUAACACUUCUUGGUUUGGUAAACAAUGAGAUCGAGAUCGGAGAAUAAAGACGAUGUCGGAGAAGAUGAUCUCCGACGACGGAACCCUUAUGAAGUCCUUGGCAUACCUACCAAUUCGACUGAUCAAGAGAUCAAAAGUGCUUAUCGGAGAAUGGCUCUCAGGUACCAUCCUGAUAAGAAUCCAAACGACCCGGUUGCAGCGGAUAUGUUUGAGGAGAUUACAUUUGCUUAUGAGGUCUUGUCUGAUCCGGAGAAUCGGCGUCAGUAUGAUACAACUGGCUCUGAGGCUCCUGGUCCGGAAAAUGAAGAUCUUGAGCUCGAUCUUUCAAGCUUAGGAGCUGUUAAUACAAUAUUCGCCGCGCUGUUCAAUAAGCUUGGUGUGCAAAUCAAGACAACUGUCUCAGCAAAUUUAUUGGAGGAAGCGCUGAAUGGUACGGUUACUACUUUGCCUCUUACUGUUGGGCAAGUUGUUUCUAGGAAGGUUGAAAAACAAUCGGCUCACUUUUAUUCUAUCACGUUAACAGAAGAAGAAGCCGAGGCCGGAUUGAUCUGUAAAGUGCAGUCAUCUGCUAAGAACAAAUUCAAGUUACUUUACUUUGAUCAAGAAGAGAAUGGAGGACUGAGCUUGGCCCUACAGGAAGACAGCAGGAAAACAGGAAAGCUCUCGACUGCAGGGUUAUACUUUUUCGGCUUUCCUGUUUACCGUUUCGAUCACAGGGUUAAUUCAAGGGCACUCUCAAGGGAUCCAGAGACCGGAUUUUUCAAAAGGCUCGAUGCAUUCCAACCGUUUGAGAUCACUGAACUGAAACCUGGAUCUCAUGUAUUUGCUGUUUACGGUAUGUUUUGUUUCAUUCAAUUACAGUUAUAA